Nicotiana tabacum (common tobacco) is the source of this 1927-nucleotide messenger RNA. RefSeq names its product sulfite exporter TauE/SafE family protein 2. Gene Ontology annotation, biological process: protein ubiquitination. Gene Ontology annotation, cellular component: membrane; Cul4A-RING E3 ubiquitin ligase complex. NCBI's taxonomy places the organism in Eukaryota, Viridiplantae, Streptophyta, Magnoliopsida, Solanales, Solanaceae. The record is from RefSeq and is a predicted model, not a curated record.
AUGGAUAAUUAGAGUUUAAAAAUCCAAUCUCCUUUCUUCUGUAUGUUUUGUAUUUGUACUUUUCCGUCAUAAAGUUUUAGUUAAAAGCAUUUUGCUUCCUCCUUCUGACACUUAUCAUCUUAUAUAUAUGUAUCCUCUCCAAAAGCACACUGUAUCUAAACUUUCAAGAAAAUGAAUAGUCACAACAACUACCUGAUAUGUGUGUUUUUCCUUGUUAUUUUAACCACCUUUGGAUUUUCCUUUGCAAAACAAACAAAACCAACCUCAAAAAUCCUCAAAUUUGAUCACUUCUUGAAUUCAGUUUAUGAAUGGAGAAUUCAACAGCAGAAACAAGUAGAUACCAAUAAUCUGAAACUUGGCGCACCCACUGUGAUAGCAGGAGCUUUGUGUUUUAUAGCAGCUUCUAUCUCUAGUGCAGGUGGAAUUGGAGGUGGAGGAUUAUACAUACCUAUUCUAACCAUUGUUACUGGGGUUGACCUCAAAACAGCCUCAAGCUUUUCCGCAUUUAUGGUAACAGGAGGCUCGAUCGCUAACGUUGUUUGCAGUAUGUUUUUACCAAGUCCCAAACACGGAGGGAAAAUCUUGGUUGAUUUUGACAUAGCUUUACUCUCACAACCAUGCAUUCUUUUGGGAGUUAGUAUUGGAGUAAUUUGCAAUCUUGUCCUACCAGAAUGGCUUAUCACUAUAUUAUUUGUAGUCUUUCUUGUUUGGUGCACAUUCAAAACAUUCAAAUCAGGAGUUUAUUAUUGGAAAAUUGAGUCUGAAGAAGUGAGAAGAAAUGGAUUGCUUAAAAAUGAGAAUUUUGAAGGAAUUGAAGGAGUUAUUAAUGGUGUAGAAGAACCUUUGUUGUUGAAAAAGGAAGCAAAGGGAAUAAGGAGUAUUCCUUGGAUGAAAAUGGGGGUACUUGUUAUGAUUUGGUUUUCCUUCUUUUUCCUCUAUCUUCUUCGUGGAAAUCGAUAUGGACAAGGCAUAAUUCAGAUGGAGGUAUGUGGGUUGGGAUACUGGAUCAUCUCAUCAGUUCAAUUUCCUCUAGCAAUAAUUUUUACAUCAUGGAUCUUAUAUAACAGUGACAGUAAGCAGAAUUCCAAGAAGCAGGAAGUAGCAGCUUGUGAAACUAUGAAUGGAUCUUCGGGAAUGUUAAUAUUCCCCUUAAUGGCACUGUUAGCAGGGGUUUUGGGUGGUGUAUUUGGAAUUGGUGGUGGAAUGCUUAUAAGCCCCCUUCUGAUUCAAGUUGGAAUUGCACCUGAGGUAACAGCUGCAACUUGUUCAUUCAUGGUAUUUUUCUCAUCUACCAUGUCAGCUGUACAAUACCUAUUUCUAGGCAUGGAACAUGUCAAUACUGCCCUAAUUUUUGCAGUCAUUUGUUUAAUUGCUUCACUUAUUGGAUUGGUUGUGGUGCAAAGAGCUAUAGAACAUCAUGGGAGAGCAUCACUUAUUGUAUUCUCUGUUGGCAUAGUCAUGGCUUUAAGUACUGUUCUUAUAACAAGUUUUGGAGCUGUAGAUGUUUGGAGGGAUUACACAAGUGGAAAGUACAUGGGGUUCAAGCAGGCUUGUUAAAAAAGAAGGGAAAUGUAGAGAGUUGUACUAGUUUGAAGCGUUUUCGUGUGAGUUAUGGGGUCGAGUUGUGGAAGCAGCCACUAUCUAUAUCAUUCCCUUGAGGUGCGACUCUUCCCCAAACUCUGCGUGAAUGCAAGAUGCUCUUUCUUUUACUAGUUUGAGCCGUUCUCUAGGUUUUGCAUAUUUGUGCUCUAAUUAAAGGAUAUUAUUAGGCGUUUGACAAUAUUUGGUUUGAAGUUGAAGUUGAAAAAGAUUAAUUUUUGGAAAUACUGAAUGUAUAUGAACAUGAUACUGACUUGAAAAAAGAGUUUGUAUAAAUAUGGGAUUUGUGAGUGAGAAUUAUAUAUUAUAUCUUCAAAUCAUUUUACUC